AUUUCCUCAGAGCAAGUGUCGCUUUCUUCUUCCUUUAGAUCUGACAUACGCCACGUAGAAGGGCCUGAUACGAGAUUGUCGCGCGCUCGCGUGUGGCGCUUUUUCGGACAAUUUACCCACGACCCACUCCACCAGAUGGCGAUCGGCUCAGGUACGCCGCAAUCUAGUUUUCAUUCGACGGUCGACCAUGGAUAUCGCUUGCGCUUGAAACGCCUCUCCCAUCGCGGAAGUGGAAGUUGUGCCGAAGUUGCGCUGGAGCCGCGACAUCGCUUCACACCGCCUUGUCUCCACCGCAGGGUAGCUGAAGGAUCACGAAGAGGAGGGGGUACAAAGCUGGAUCUGCCCCGCGUUGUGACGGUGCAGUAAAUUUGGUGUUGAGCAUCGAGAAUAGCAAGCAAAGUAUUCAAGGACGUCUAAAUUUCAAUCAUCAAUCAUGUCUACUCCCAGGGUCUUUGAGGGCAAGCUCGCCAUCGUCACUGGCGCAUCUCGCAGCUUCGGCGCCGCUCUCGCAACACACUUCGCCUCGCGCGGCGCCAAUGUAGUAAUCAACUAUGCAACAUCCGCCUCGGACGCCCGCGCCCGGGACCUCGCAACCAAGCUCUCGACAGAACACAACAUCACCGCGCUCGCCGUGCGCGCCGACCUCCUCAACGCCUCAGCACCACAAGCCCUCAUCGACGCCGCAAAAGCCCACUUCACCAAAAACGGCCGUUUCCAAAUCGACAUCCUAAUCAACAACGCGGCCAUCGUCAACGCCCAGCCCAUCAACGAGCUCGACAUCGACCUCUUCCAGCAAACCUUCGAUCUGAACGUGCGCGCACCCGCGCUGCUCAUCAAAGCAGCAUUUCCCUACCUGCCCACCGACCGCUCGGGCCGCAUCGUCAACAUCUCCUCGGCAACCACGACAUGGGGCCUGAUCCAGCAGACGUCCUACGCAGGCACAAAGGGCGCCAUCGAAGCCAUGACGCGCGUCUGGGCGCGCGAGCUCGCUGAGCGCGCAACCGUCAACGCUGUCUCUCCGGGGCCCAUGGACACGGGGCUCUUGAAUGGGCUGCCGGAUGAGCCGCGCGAGGCGCUGAGGUUGUACAAUGCGCUUAUUCCGCUUGCGAGGGAGAGGCCGGGUGUUGAUACGCCUGAGAUGCUCAGGCUGGCAGGGGAGAUUGGGGGGAGGCCUGGGACGCUGGAGGAGGUUGCGGGGAUUGUGGGGGUUGCGUGUUUGCCGGAGAGUGGGUGGAUGACGGGGAAUCAACUUAGCGCGAGUGGAGGAGGGGCGUUUGUGAGGUAGAUUGUGAGUAGGGUGAUGAUGUGAUUCUACUGCAUAUCCUCGACGUUGGGACGAAUUGAGUUUACGCCCUGGCAGAACAGCCCUGUCCACCACCCUCACGGGAUGAUGACCGUCCCACUCCCUCCCGCACCAACGUCCGUAAGCAUAACUGCAUCGUCGACCAAAUUAUUCAGCUGAUCAAACUGCCCUUGCAGCCACAAGUCCAAAAUCGGCUGGUCAGGCGCAACAUACCUCGCG
Didymella exigua CBS 183.55 is the source of this 1522-nucleotide messenger RNA. RefSeq names its product 3-oxoacyl-reductase. Bases 434 to 1285 code for a protein of 283 amino acids. The record is from RefSeq and is a predicted model, not a curated record. Gene Ontology annotation, molecular function: oxidoreductase activity, acting on the CH-OH group of donors, NAD or NADP as acceptor. Lineage: Eukaryota; Fungi; Ascomycota; Dothideomycetes; Pleosporales; Didymellaceae. The transcript has 2 exons.